Rotaria sp. Silwood2 is the source of this 495-nucleotide messenger RNA. The record is from the annotation of a GenBank genome assembly. Lineage: Eukaryota; Metazoa; Rotifera; Eurotatoria; Philodinida; Philodinidae.
AUGUAUAUUGAUCACACUUAUUUUCAAUUUCAAACAUUAUCAACUGUACCAUGCCAAUCUGUAUUAGAUUAUUAUUUUAAAUAUCUAACUGAUCCACAUCCUAAUACGAAUCGUUAUUUAUCCAUUCAAGCUACAUAUAUAUUACAAGCUCGAUAUGUUGCAUAUUACAGUGGAUCUCUUAAUUAUGUUAAAUCAAUUAAUUCAUUAAAUGGUACUGUAACUGUAUCAUUUAGUGAUCGAACAUGGACUCCAUCAUGUAGUUUACUGUUAUGUCCUUAUCAAAAUUUUAAUUAUAAAAAUAAUGAUAUACAAACUAUUGUAAUUAAUAGAUUAGGUUCUAUUAAAUAUAUAUUAAAUAGUUGGGGUAAUGGAAAGUUUACAGAUCAAUUACAAUGUUAUGGUAUAGAUAAACCACUUUAUACAGCACCAACACAACAAUCAUCAUCUAUGUUUGUAAUGACUUUAAAAAAGGGAGAAUAUACUAUACCAAAAUAA